Molecule: messenger RNA, 3917 nt
Organism: Cyanistes caeruleus (blue tit)
Lineage: Eukaryota; Metazoa; Chordata; Aves; Passeriformes; Paridae
Product: b(0,+)-type amino acid transporter 1-like
Biological process (GO): amino acid transmembrane transport
Cellular component (GO): membrane
Molecular function (GO): L-amino acid transmembrane transporter activity
Source: RefSeq, a predicted model, not a curated record
CAAGGAGCUACUGGAGAGGGUCCAGCGGAGGUCACAAAGACGAUGUGGGGUCGGGAGCAUCUCGCAUAUGAGAAGCCAGGAAUGCAAAAUACCAAACCCACAUGCGGGCUGAGCCAUGUCGCAUUAUUGCUUGGGACCAGUAGAUGGCAACCACCCAUUGCAGUGUCACAGAUUCUCUCCUUACAACAACAUCUGCUCACAUUUCCACAAUGAGGGAAAGGAAGACAAUAGAUCCACUUCAUUCGUCCACAGAUCUGAGAGAAGGGAAGGAGAAGUUAAGACUGAGACGAGAGGUUGGCCUGAUUAGCAGUGUGUCAUUAAUUGCAGGCACCAUGAUAGGCUCAGGGAUCUUUAUGUCCCCUGAGUGGGUACUACAUCACAUGGGGAACCCUGCCAGCAGCCUGCUGAUCUGGGCAGCAUGUGGUCUCCUGGCCAUGUUUGGAGCCUUGUCGUACGCUGAGCUUGGAACAAUAAUUAAAGAGUCUGGAGGAGAAUAUAUUUACAUUUUGAGGAUUUUUGGUUCCUUUCCUGCUUUCCUUUUCGCCUACACUUCUGUCAUCCUGGUGAGACCAGCUGGUUUGGCAGCUGUCUGUCUGAGCUUUGCUGAGUAUGCCAUUGCGCCGUUCUACCCAGGAUGCUCAUCUCCGCAGGUUGCCAUCAAAUGUACAGCUGCUGCCUGCAUCCUGAUCUUAACUAUCAUCAACUGUCUCAACGUGAGGCUGGCAACAUCUGUUAUGAACAUUUUUACAGCUGCCAAACUCUUGGCUUUGUUGGUGAUUGUGGUGGGUGGAUUGGUGCUGCUUGCCAAGGGACAAACUCAGAGUUUUCAGAAUGGUUUUCAAGGCACAACUUCAGGUAUUGGGGCAGUUGGAGUGGCAUUUUACCAGGGACUCUGGUCCUAUGAUGGAUGGAACAACCUAAAUUAUGUGACUGAGGAGCUGAAGAAGCCUGAGGUGACCCUCCCCAGAGCUCUGAUGAUCGCCAUUCCUUUGGUUACGUGCCUGUAUUUGCUGGUAAACGUGAGCUACUUGGCAGCCAUGACUCCCUCUGAGCUGCUGUCUUCAGGAGCUGUGGCUGUCACCUGGGGGGACAAAGUCCUGGGCAGCUGGGCAUGGCUCAUCUCCCUGUCGGUGGCCCUGUCUACGUUUGGUUCAUCGAAUGGCACGUUCUUCAGCGGAGGCCGUGUGUGCUACAUUGCUGCCAGGGAGGGACAUAUGCCAGACAUUCUGUCCAUGGCUCACGUGAGAUGCCUCACGCCCUCCCCUGCUCUACUGUUUACAUCUGCAAUGUCUUUAAUAAUGAUAAUAUCAGGAAGCUUUACCAGUAUCGUAAACUUUUUCAGUUUUGUGGCAUGGCUUUUCUAUGGAAUGACUAUUUCUGGGCUCCUGUAUUUAAAAAUCAAGAAACCAGAACUGCCAAGAUCUUACAAGGUUCCAAUUAUCAUCCCCAUAAUUGUGCUGGUGGCAGCUGUGUACCUGGUGUUAGCUCCCAUCAUUGACCAACCCCAAAUAGAGAUCCUCUACAUCGUCCUGUUCAUCUUCAGUGGCAUCAUUUUUUAUUUCCCACUGGUUCGCUUUAAGUACCACCCUCGCUUCUUACAGAGAGCCACUUUACACCUCCAGUUGUUGCUGGAAGUUGCUCCAACUACCAGGGAUGCAAAUUGAGAUAACAUCCUCCCUUCACAUGGCUGGCUACACUUCAUGGUUUGUCCCAGUGCCUUGGUUUUCAAGGCUCAGAAAAUAUUCUUCUGUAAAGAGCAAUGAGUAGAAUGCGAGUGACACUAAGUGUCCAUGUGAGAUAGACUACAGCUUUGAUUCCUCAUGUUUCCCUAAAAUUCUGGAGACAUGUUUUUCUUCUUUUCAGCUCUGCCUUGGCAUUACAUAUAGAUUCCAAAGGAAUAUGUGCUUUUGUUUUUUUCAUCCCAAAAAGGGCUGUUUCUCAGGAUCUUAUCUCAUAUUUCAAGAUAAAAAGCAUCAAAAGAUAGACAAUUAAAUAUUUUUCCUAUAGCAGGCUGGAUGCCAAAGCCAUUCCUGGCAAUGCCUUUAAUUAUUUACACCUAGUUCUGCUCACUGUGACUACAGAGUUUCUCAAAUCAAUAAAGGAAAGGCUCUCCAUAGCCACAAGAAAUAAACUCUUUUUCACUCACAUAUUCACUCUGGGAAGAUUAUGCUUCUUCCAGCUCCAAGUGUACAGUCACAACAGUCCUUUCUCUGUCUCAGAAAUCAACCCACAUCUCCCACAGCAAGCCCUCUGACAUGAGACAAGAAGUGCUUUAAAGCUCUGUCAGUUUCCUUAGUUGAGAAUGUGCUUGUUAUCUGGGAUCCAUCCAUUCAUGAUGUGGGCACAAGCAGCAUCACUCGAGUACAAACAUUCACCCAUGUGCUUCCUGUGAUCCCCCCGAAGACAAAUAACUUCUUUUGUGACAAAAUGAGGAAAAAACAAAACAACUAAAAGCCUAGAGCAUAUGUGCCAGCAAGAUACUCUGACUAGGAAAUAAAGAAACCACAUACAUUAGGAGAAGUGUGGCCAGCAGAGCAAGGGAACAGUCUGUCUGUUUGGACUCAACACCUGAAAUCAUGCAUCCAUGCUGUUCAAGGGUAGAGUUGUGAAGACCACCUUCUUUGUAAUGGAAACUCAAGAGCAAUGGUUACAAGCUGUGGCUUGAGGUGUUCAGGCUGGACUUAGAAGAAAUGUGCCCCAUGAGGGCAGUGCAGCCUUGGAGCAGUGUGCAGAAAGGUGGUGAGAUCUCAGUUCUCACCUUUCCUACCACAGCCAUUUCCAUCAAUUUUUAUGAUUCUAAAGGCAUAGCACAAAAGUCACAGGCUGUGUUCUCACCCACACGUCACUGAAGUCACUGUUGUUUCCCAUUAUCCUGAGGUGCAACUGGUUUUUUCCUGCUCUAGGGGAAGGAGAGGUACUAUGAGCUGUUUUCUUCACAUUUUUCCAGCUGGUUCCAGGAUGGUACCCAUCCUGUCAGAGACUAAAAGGGUGUAGGAGUUAGUCGCUAAAAUGCCUUGUUAAAGUACUGAAAGUUAACUUUCUGUCAGCAUUCUUCUAUAGAACCUGCUACAAUCCUGCUACCUUUUACCUAACUUGCUGUGAUCCUAGAACACAGGUCACUUGAUCCUCCCUUUUCCAGCCCAUCUCAGAGCUGUGUAUCUGAUUACAAUCUCAUUCUGCAAUGUCACCCCUUCUGUUCCUCUGAGUGGUGAUGUGAGCAGCUACAGGGAUGUGCCAACAGUCUGUUGUUUCCAAGUGUUAGGUAUGAUAAUGGAUAGCCCAGAUGCCACUCAUCCAAAUCCUUAGCUUAAAUAGUAUUUAGGAGGAUUUCCUUCCACUGAUUUUUAGUGGAGUUGCCAACAAAGGCCAAUGAGGGAACAAUUUUUCCUUCUGAAUCUCCUGACAACAUAAAAUUUUUUGGGAUGCAUCUCUUAAAGGAGAGGAUGUUCUUAAAAUGACUGAUGAGGUUAGGAGCUCUAGAUUACCUUCCUCCCACUGCCCCAGGCUCUUCAUCUGAUGUCAGGGAAACUUAAAGGAGCUGCAUCACAGCUACUUACCUAAAAAUCAGAAUAAUACAAUUUCUCUGAUUAUGAUUUUUUUUAAACAAUCUAUUUUCUACCUAUUUAUGAAGCCUAUCACAUGGGGCUGUGCUCUUAUAAAGAACAUGAAAAGACACAGCACUUUGAAUAAAUAGCCUUUAUGUGUUACGGGUUUGUAUAUGGAUAUAAGGGAACUGAAAAGUUGCAAUUAUCAUACUUUGCACCAAUUUAAUUUUCUAUAAAUAUUAUUGUAACAAGAUGUUCUUUUUUUAUUUAUUUUGCCUAGGAUUUUCAGGUGUUUGUAAUGCCAAAACAAGAUGCUGAAAGCUCAGAUAAUUGCAAGAUAAUUACAAUAAAAUGGGCAUUACAAUAAAGUGA